GCGGUCUUUCGACGUUUCGACGAUCUAGAGCUUAGCAGGCCCUAACUCUUCAACAACAACAACAGAGCUUAGCGGGGAAAAUUAUAUUUUUAUUUAAAUAAAGGUCGAGCUGUGUGAGACAGCCCAACCAUGGUGCUCUCCGCCGCCUACCGCAGUGUGGUUCGGGCGGCCGACGUAUACGUUCCGAACAAGCUACGGCCGCUGUGGGAACACCCGGCCGGUCCCAAAACUGUGUUCUUCUGGGCUCCUGCUUUCAAAUGGUGUCUGGUGAUUGCCGGCCUGGGCGAUGUGAACCGACCGGCGGAGAAGCUGAGCGUGGGUCAGGCCGGCGCGCUGGCCGCCACAGGCCUCAUCUGGUCCAGAUAUUCCAUGGUCAUUAAACCGAAGAACUACAGUCUGUUCAGCGUGAACAUCUUUGUGGCAGCCACGGGCCUUUUCCAGCUAGGGAAAAUUUUCAAGUACCACCGUGAGCAGCGGGCGCUGAAAGCCGCCUCCUAAUGGCAAACUAGUCGCAUUUAGGGACCAGACGGCGUCACGGGUAUCGGCGCCGACCGGCCGCCGCGUGCCCGAACUAUACUGUGAUGUGUGACUGGGGACGGCCGCCGCUGACGGACCGGGCCGUGCGGCGCCCGCGCCGUCUCAGAGUGCCAGAGUUCUUAUAUAUGGGGUGCGUUUUGUUUGAAACUUGCCACUGAGCUCGACUCGAAGGAAGCUACUGACCUGUACCUCAGAGCCAGUCGGCCAGCAGACUUGUCCUGAACAUUUUAUGAUUUGAUUAGGAAAUUUUACGAUUUUUGUCGUAUCUCAGGCAUCGAAGAUCAUGUAAAGACUUGUCUGUGAUCGUGAGCGAUACGGGAUGAAUAGAUGGUGUACAACAUC
Amphibalanus amphitrite is the source of this 879-nucleotide messenger RNA. RefSeq names its product mitochondrial pyruvate carrier 2-like. The record is from RefSeq and is a predicted model, not a curated record. The transcript is spliced from 6 exons. Gene Ontology annotation, cellular component: mitochondrial inner membrane. Gene Ontology annotation, molecular function: pyruvate transmembrane transporter activity. The coding region runs from base 130 to 498 and encodes 122 amino acids. Gene Ontology annotation, biological process: pyruvate import into mitochondria. NCBI's taxonomy places the organism in Eukaryota, Metazoa, Arthropoda, Thecostraca, Balanomorpha, Balanidae.